GCGAGCGAGCGAGCGAGCGAACGCCGGGGAGGGGGCCGGGAGCGAGGGGGCAGCUCGGGAGCAGCCGGAGCGGUAGCAGCGGCGGCGGCGGCGAAGCUCGGCGCCCUCUUCUCUGCAAACCAUGUUUGCCAAAGGCAAAGGCUCGGCGGUGCCCUCGGACGGGCAGGCUCGGGAAAAGUUAGCUUUAUACGUCUACGAAUAUUUACUGCACGUAGGAGCACAGAAAUCUGCACAGACCUUCCUGUCGGAGAUUCGAUGGGAAAAAAACAUCACGUUGGGAGAACCGCCUGGGUUUUUGCACUCGUGGUGGUGCGUAUUUUGGGACCUUUACUGUGCAGCUCCUGAAAGGCGAGACACUUGUGAACAUUCAAGUGAAGCAAAAGCCUUUCAUGAUUACCUCCUGUUGUGUUUUGGAAGACAUCUCGCCUGGCUUCUGGCUUGCCAGUGUUCUUCUGAAAGCGUAGCUUCCAGAACUGACCUCCAGCCCCUACGCUUUGGCUGGGCACCCUCGAAGUAUCUGCAGUUGGCAAGAGGGAAAAGUGUGGCAGGGGCCGAAGAUGCUCUUGAGUCAAGAGCUGGCUGUGAUCCGCUUUACUCUGUGAGCGCAGCCGCCGCCCCGAGCCCGGUGCUUGGCAACAUUCCCCCCAACGAUGGGAUGCCGGGAGGCCCCAUCCCGCCAGGUUUCUUUCAGGGUCCUCCGGGGUCACAGCCCUCGCCGCACGCACAGCCUCCACCUCACAAUCCCAGCAGCAUGAUGGGACCCCACAGUCAGCCUUUUAUGUCACCGCGAUACGCAGGCGGCCCCCGGCCUCCGAUCAGAAUGGGAAACCAGCCUCCGGGAGGAGUUCCUGGGACACAGCCACUGCUGCCCAAUUCCAUGGAUCCCACGCGACAACAAGGGCACCCCAACAUGGGAGGAUCAAUGCAGAGAAUGAACCCUCCCCGAGGCAUGGGGCCUAUGGGGCCCGGCCCACAGACUGACGCUUGGUUAUCGUUGCAGAAUUACGGCAGCGGCAUGAGACCACCACCCAACUCCCUUGGCCCCGCCAUGCCCGGGAUUAACAUGGGCCCGGGAGCUGGCAGACCCUGGCCCAAUCCUAACAGUGCUAACUCAAUUCCAUAUUCCUCCUCAUCACCCGGCACCUACGUGGGACCCCCUGGUGGUGGCGGCCCCCCAGGAACACCCAUCAUGCCUAGUCCUGCAGAUUCAACAAAUUCCAGUGACAACAUCUACACAAUGAUUAACCCGGUGCCGCCUGGAGGCAGCCGGUCCAACUUCCCGAUGGGUCCAGGCUCGGACGGCCCGAUGGGGGGCAUGGGUGGCAUGGAGCCACACCACAUGAACGGCUCGUUAGGGUCAGGUGACAUAGAUGGACUUCCAAAAAAUUCUCCUAACAACAUAAGUGGCAUUAGCAAUCCUCCAGGCACCCCUCGAGACGACGGUGAGCUAGGAGGGAACUUCCUCCACUCCUUCCAGAACGACAAUUAUUCUCCAAGCAUGACGAUGAGUGUGUGAUCCCCCCUCCUCUUCUCUGAGACGCUGAGAGAGCCGGCAUUGCAGGCGGGAAGGUGCCAGAAAUUAUGCAAGAAGAAGUGAGGUGUCAUUACCCAGGAGCUGGGGGAGGGGCAUCUCCUGCUCCCCCUCAACCCUCCCCCUCCCCUCCCCCAACCUUUCUCAAUUUUAGUUUCAUGCAAUAAAAAGGCCGAACUUUUUAUUCCAUAAAACAUGAAGGACAAAGCUCAAAAAUACAUUUCAAGUCAAUGACCAGAAAAAAUCCCACCCCUUGCCCUUUCCCAAAAGGACCUUUUAUGUACAUGACACAUUUUUGUUGUUUUUUGUUGGGGGUUUUACCGUUGUUGGGAUUUUUUUAAUUUGUUUUCAGGGGGGUUUUUUGGGGGAAAAAUUUUUAAAAAUGGAAGCUUCUAGCAAGCCCCCCCCACCCCAAUCAACCUCUUUGCUUUCUUCUUUAAAAAAAAAAAAAAAAGGACAAAAAAAAGCAAAAAACGAAAAACAAAAAACAAAAACCCAAGCCCUGUUGUCUGUCUGUACCCAAGCCCUUCCACCAGGAAAGCUAGUCUAGGUGUGAGAUCUCACCUGUCUUUGUAGCCAUCUAAAAAUAAUAAUAAUAAUUAUAAUAAACUGGGCAGUUUACAA
Messenger RNA from Lagenorhynchus albirostris (white-beaked dolphin), 2155 nucleotides. It is a transcript of the gene SSBP3, whose product is annotated as single stranded DNA binding protein 3. NCBI's taxonomy places the organism in Eukaryota, Metazoa, Chordata, Mammalia, Artiodactyla, Delphinidae. Bases 122 to 1516 code for a protein of 464 amino acids. Gene Ontology annotation, biological process: positive regulation of transcription by RNA polymerase II. Gene Ontology annotation, cellular component: nucleus. The record is from RefSeq and is a predicted model, not a curated record. Gene Ontology annotation, molecular function: single-stranded DNA binding; protein binding. The transcript has 19 exons.